Molecule: messenger RNA, 317 nt
Organism: Drosophila hydei
Lineage: Eukaryota; Metazoa; Arthropoda; Insecta; Diptera; Drosophilidae
Gene: Mocs2A
Product: molybdopterin synthase sulfur carrier subunit
Exons: 1
Coding region: 20-298 (92 amino acids)
Biological process (GO): Mo-molybdopterin cofactor biosynthetic process
Source: RefSeq, a predicted model, not a curated record
UAUAUCGGGCAUCUGAAAGAUGAAUAUGGAAGGGAGCUCGUUGCUUGUCAACAUUAACGUGCUAUUUUUUGCUAAAAGUCGCGAGCUAGCAAAAACUUCACGUGCAGAAUUUACUGUGGAAUCUGUGAUCAAAGCAGGAAACUUGCUGAAUCAAUUAAUUGAUUCUUUUAACUUGAAUACAAUAAGUAAUAAUUUGAUCAUAGCUCACAACGAAAACUAUAUUGAAAAUCUGGACACAGAGAUACAUUUACAUAAAGGAGACGAAAUUGCUGUGAUUCCGCCGAUAAGUGGAGGAUAACGUAGAAAAUUCACCAUGG